AUGUUGCCACCGUUUCUGCCGCCGAUAUCCAUCCUCAUCCUCCUCUCUACUGCCCCCUCCACACUCGCCCAGGACGCCGCCCCACUGAGGCCAGAGGUUCCCUGCUAUGCCCCCGACGGAGUCACUCUGGCCGACGACAGCUAUCGGCCAUGCAACAAUCUCGGCGUGUUAACAGACCCGGGCAUGUUUUCAAGUUGCUGCCGCCUCAACGCUGUUCCGGAAACGAAGGAGCUGUGCGACGCUAGAGGGCUCUGCGUUCAGGGGGAUAUAGUGAGACGAGGGUUCUGUACUGAUUCCUCGUGGAGCGAUCCUGCGUGUUUGAACUUUUGCAUCGAUGACGACGAGAACGGCUCAUUCAAUGGAUCUGCCACUCUUACAUCAUGCAGCGACGGCACCUUCUGCUGCGGUCAAGACAACGACACUUGCUGUGGCACUCCCAGCGCCUUUAACGUAUCACUGGCAGCCUCUAUCACAGACCCGUCCCAGAUGACUACGGUAACAGCGACUGCCGAGUCUGUUCGCGUCCAGAAGAUGAUUCCAUCCUACGUUUGGAUUGCCAUGGCUGCAUCUAUACUCUUUGUCAUGCUCAUUGCCCUUGGCGCCAUUCUCUUCCUACUUCGCCACAUUCAGGCUCUCAAGAAACGUAACGAGGAGCUUGCAGCCACUGUUCGCGACUCUAGGGCCCCCGUGCUGCCGCCAACGCCCCACGUUUCCUCGAUGCAAGGUUUCCAUGAGUUUAAGUCAACCUAUGGCGAGCUACUUGCUCAGAGGGAGAAGCAAGAGCAAGAAGAGAAGGAGAAAGAGAAGCAAAGAGAGCAGGAUAUCGAGAGGAGAAGAAAAUUGAGUAUGAGCGUGCGGUCUGAGACCGACACUAUGGUUGGGGAGAGGUCGGAGGUGGGGGUCUCACCCAUGCUCAUGAAGGGAACCACUGCAUCCAGUAUAAGUGAGGAGAGUCCCCUGGUCUCACCGCCACCGCCAACGACUGGUGAGGAUACCCCACCGAUUCCACCAAGAGGGCGGAGGUGA
Molecule: messenger RNA, 1026 nt
Organism: Scedosporium apiospermum
Lineage: Eukaryota; Fungi; Ascomycota; Sordariomycetes; Microascales; Microascaceae
Exons: 2
Coding region: 1-1026 (341 amino acids)
Source: RefSeq, a predicted model, not a curated record